CUUACCUCCUUACCGCCUUACCUAUGGCCAGUGACCAGAUAUUCCAAUCGCUGAUUUUAAUCAACCUCAACCAGGGAUAACUGAGAUUGUAGGUAACAACACAUCGGAUGGUUUGGUCAACCCAGGUAGGGGUAUUUUUUCGCAUUGGUCUAGCCUCGACCACCUUUUUAUGCGCUUAAUAGGCUAUGGAGCUCAGACGACUAAUUAGUUGAGAGCUGCUGCGGUUGGUGACCACUGUGAAGGCGCAGACAUUGGAAUGCACAAUUAAUCCGAGAUUGGCAGUCAUUCAUGAUAUUCAUUCAUCGUUUCGUUUAGUGAAGACGAUGGUAACGGAAGGAAUGGGUCAGGUGACGCUGGGGCUCAGAGAGUGACCGAGAAGUUUACAACCCUUUCAGAGCAAGCUGGACUUGCAUCGGCAACGUAGUCGCAAGAAGGAGUUGCUCGAGCCUAUGUCAUGGACUUAGCAUGUUAUAUUGUGAUCGUUUUUGAUAUGUUGACUGAAUGGUGAGAUAGUCAUUGUAGAAAGUCGCGUCUCAAAUCUGCUAAAACUAAAUAAUGGUGCCAGGUGCUCCUGCAACAAUGCUUCCUGCCUCGGAGGCUGCCAAGAUCUACCAAACCAACUACGUUAGGAACUCCCGCGCCAUUGGGGUUCUUUGGGCAAUCUUCACCAUCCUCUUCGCCAUAGUCAAUGUGGUGUGUUUCAUACAGCCCUACUGGAUUGGAGACGGUAUAGACACGCCGCAGGCUGGUUACUUCGGUCUGUUCCAUUACUGUAUAGGGAACGGACUGUCCCGGGACCUGACCUGUCAGGGCAGCUUCACCGAGUUCAGCACCAUCCCCUCCGGCGCGUUCAAGGCAGCGUCCUUCUUCAUCGGGAUGUCCAUGGUACUGGUCCUGUCUUGCAUUGGCUGCUUCGCUCUCUUCUUCUUCUGCAGUACUGGGACGGUGUACAAGAUCUGCGGCUGGAUGCAACUGGCCGCAGGCACAUGUCUGAUCCUGGGCUGUAUGAUCUACCCCGACGGCUGGGACUCUGACGAGGUGAAGCGGAUGUGCGGGGAGCAGACGGACAAGUACACCCUGGGGGCGUGUUCCGUCCGCUGGGCUUACAUCCUGGCCAUCAUGGGCAUCAUGGACGCUCUGAUCCUCUCCUUCCUGGCCUUCGUGCUGGGGAACCGCCAGGACGGCCUGAUGGCAGACGAUCUGCUGGGAGACAAGAGUGGUAAUGCCUAACACAGUAGUACACACAGGUGUUGGAGCCUAUGGGAGGUCUUGAUGUCACGUUCCAUCUUAAACCAGUCACCCCCUGGAGGAUGGAGGGCUGCCGUUGGGGGAAAGAACAUCAAAGAGAGAAAUAGGCCCAUUAUGUCAAGAAGGAAUUACUCACUCUGAAUAGUAAAAUGUAAAUUCACAACAAAAAACUAUUCUCAUGUAGGCCUACAUCUAGAUACUACUGACAUUCCAUCCAAGAACCUUUAUGGGUUAAGAAAUUCUUUCUAUAUCCCCUGUGACGUCGGUGAUUUUCAACUGUGCCAAUAGCACCGGGCUAUCUCCAUUGUGUCAUAAUUGUGUUAUACUAGUAUUCCAUAGCAGUCAGUUGUGCGCAGUGCAGGGGGUUCUCCAAGCCACUGGUCAACAUUGUAGCCUUUACUUGGCUGUGAAAAUAUCAGACUGGACAACACAGAGGUGGGAGCUGUGAAGACUCUACACUGUUUGGCCUUGAGAGCCACCGUACCACGAUGUCGCCGUACCAUGAGCAGACUGCUGGAAAUCACUUCAUACUAAAUGGAAGACAGUGACAGUCACACUGAACACUGCUUCAUGGAAGAAAACUAAAUGUCCACUGUAAAUGGAAAAAAAGAAUUGUGAUUGUUAAAAUAGACUAGGUCAGAAACAUGAAGAAAAAAAAAUACAGUAUUGAGGAUAGGAAAAUAUAUGAAAUGUGUUAAAUCUAUACUGUAUAUAUUCAGUGUGUUGAAUGUAUUUUGUCUUGACUUUGACCUUUACAGUUGAUGCAGUAUUUGAAAGCUACUGGUCUAUUUCAGUGUGUGUCAUACCGCAUUAUCAGCCAGGAUUGUCUCAAUGAAGGGUUAAAAAACAAACAGAUUGGUUAUUGUCUGUUUAGGCUGUUGCUUUCUAUCGCCUGUUCUUAGUUGGACCAAGGAGACGCCGUCCAACACUAUUUAGGAUGUAGUUGCUGUAUGAGGAAAGCUUAUCUAUGCCAGAUUCAGUAUUGCAGUGUCCAGUUGUGGUAGUUACUCACUGUAACGUAGGAGCGCACCACAACUCUGUUCCAUGUUCGUGUGAUCCUAGUAAAUGUGCCUACUUCUCUUGUAUGAGGGCUUCAUGGCAGAAACAGACAUCUUUCCAUACAGUAUGUGGAUUUUUCUGGAAAUGAUGUGCUUCCUUGGAUCCAGGAUAUGUGUGUGACUGUAAUGUGUCCACUCAUCAUGCUGGAAGGCUCUCAUUUCUCUGACAAAGCCACCGUGACCCUCACAUUCCCAAACUGAUGUUAUUACUAGUGUGUUCAACUUGGACAUUUUGAUGAACUAUAGGAAGACUAACAGCUGUUCCAACCUUUAUAACAUUCAUCCUGUCAGCAUGUGUAAAUAUUCCAUGAAAAAAAAUAUAGAAAAAAAACAGGUUAAUAAAUUUGUCUUUAAUCCUGA
Osmerus eperlanus (European smelt) is the source of this 2666-nucleotide messenger RNA. It is a transcript of the gene lhfpl3, whose product is annotated as LHFPL tetraspan subfamily member 3. The transcript has 4 exons. The coding region runs from base 556 to 1230 and encodes 224 amino acids. Gene Ontology annotation, biological process: sensory perception of sound. The record is from RefSeq and is a predicted model, not a curated record. Lineage: Eukaryota; Metazoa; Chordata; Actinopteri; Osmeriformes; Osmeridae. Gene Ontology annotation, cellular component: plasma membrane.